Messenger RNA from Orbicella faveolata, 577 nucleotides. RefSeq lists its product as uncharacterized. Lineage: Eukaryota; Metazoa; Cnidaria; Anthozoa; Scleractinia; Merulinidae. The record is from RefSeq and is a predicted model, not a curated record.
AUGAAGCAGAGAUUGCGAUCAAAGGUAUGGUGGUUUGCGAUCGACAAGGAAGCCGAGAAGUUUUGCAAAACCUGUCAUGGCUGUCAGCUUGUAAGCAGUCCAGCAAACCCAGAGCCAAUCAAGUCAACCCCAUUACCAAGUAGCCCAUGGCAAGAUUUGGCCAUCGACCUGUUAGGUCCAUUGUCAUCAGGAGAAUCUGUCUUAGUCAUCGCUGAUUACUUCAGCAGAUACUAUGAAGUGGAACUGAUCAUGCGUUCGACUACGUCAGAGAAAGUCAUAGAGUGUUUGGAGAAAAUCUUCACCACACAUGGUCUUCCUCAAUCAUUUCGAAGCGACAAUGGUCCACAGUUCAGAUCAGCAAUGUUUGAGCGGUAUUUGGAGGAUAACGAUAUAGAGCACAGGAACACCACACCAUUGUGGCCACAAGCGAACGGCGAGAAAGAUGCUACUAAACUACCUUCACUGAGAGAGGAGAGCACACAGGGUGAGAUGCGAGACAGAGAUGGCGUAAUGAAAGCCAAAGCUAGACAGUAUGCAGACAAGAAGAGGAGUGCCCAGGAGUCAGACCUAGCUCCAG